AUGGGGCAUCUUGCUAAAGAAGUGUAUAUGAGCCCUCCGCCGGGUCUCUUUCAUCCUCCUGGUGUUGUUUGUCGUCUUCGUUGUGCUCUGUAUGGUCUCAAGCAGUCUCCUCGUGCUUGGUAUCAACGAUUUCACUCUGUUGCACUUCAGCUUGGUUUUCGCCUUAGUCAUCAUGAUUGUGCUCUUUUUGUUCGGCGCAGCUCUGUUGGUCUUGUUCUCCUUCUCUUAUAUGUGGAUGAUAUGAUCAUCACUGGCUCUGAUUAUGGUCCUAUUGAGGAGACUAAAUAUACCCGUGAUAUUCUUUCUCGUGCCAAUCUCAUUGAUGACAAAAUUGUCGACACUCCUCUUGAGUUGCACGCUAAGUUUUCUACUUCUGAUGGUGUUCUUGUUGAGGAUCCCACUUUGUACCGCGAGUUGUCCGUCGUCGUCGUCGGUGUCGCAGUGGAGCUACGCCGUGUCACGGUGGUACCAACACCUCCUGGACAAGUCGACGCCUCUCGUCUACCACCGUUGGAUCGGCUUCGUCUUGGUGGCGUUGAUCUACUCUAUCCGCGUCUUCCUCCUUCAAGGCUACUAAAGGAUCUCAAAGCUGAGCUCUCCCUUCUUCGUAUCGCCAAGGUCACUGGCGGUGCUCCCACCAAGCUCUCCAAGAUAAAAGUGGUUAGGUUGUCCAUUGCCCAGGUGUUGACCGUGAUUUCACAGAAACAGAAGUCUGUUCUGAGGGAAGCCUAUAAGAACAAGAAGUACUUGCCACUUGAUCUACGUCCCAAGAAAACCAGAGCCAUCCGUAGACGCCUCACCAAGCAUCAGGCAUCACUGAAGACUGAAAGGGAGAAGAAGAAGGAGUUGUACUUUCCUAUGAGGAAGUAUGCUAUUAAGGUGUAGGGUAGGAUCUACUAUACGGUGGAUUUUUGUGCUUAUGCAUCCAUAUAUCUACUCCAUUAAAGAUGAAUACACGGGCUGAGAAACAAACUCAGGGACAAAGUUUUCACUUUUUUUGCAUACAGCCACAGCAUUCCACAAAACCAAUUUUUUAUUCAUUUUAUCAUCAUCUUCAUCAUCAUGUACACCUCAUGUACCCCACUCUCUCUCUCUCCCUUUCCAACCCACCAGCGCACAUGAUUUCUUCAUUAAUAUAUUAUUUUUAUUAUUAUUAUUAUUA
Molecule: messenger RNA, 1162 nt
Organism: Camellia sinensis
Lineage: Eukaryota; Viridiplantae; Streptophyta; Magnoliopsida; Ericales; Theaceae
Source: RefSeq, a predicted model, not a curated record